Molecule: messenger RNA, 1261 nt
Organism: Thlaspi arvense
Lineage: Eukaryota; Viridiplantae; Streptophyta; Magnoliopsida; Brassicales; Brassicaceae
Source: the annotation of a GenBank genome assembly
CGAAACACGUGGCUAUAAAAUUCUUCCAACAAAUCUCAUCAUCUUCACGUUUUCCGAGGCCUUACAGUCUCACUUCCGGGUUUUAUUCAUCACUUCACUCCUCUUUUCACUUUUCUCUCUGAAACAAAAUGAGCUCCCAAAUCUGCAGAUCUGCUUCAAAAGCAGCGAGGUCUCUUCUUUCUUCUGCUAAGAAUGCUCGUUUCUUCUCCGAAGGACGAGCCAUUGGUGCAGCAGCUGCUGUUUCUGCAUCUGGAAAGAUCCCUCUGUAUGCAUCUAACUUUGGAAGAUCAUCAGGUUCUGGUACCGCUUCAAAGAGCUGGAUCACCGGACUCUUAGCUCUUCCUGCUGCAGCACUCAUGCUUCAAGAUCAGGAAGUUCUUGCUGCUGAGAUGGAACGCACUUUCAUUGCUAUCAAGCCUGAUGGAGUGCAACGAGGACUGAUAUCAGAAAUCGUUUCUCGAUUCGAACGCAAGGGCUUCAAGCUUGUUGGUAUCAAAGUCGUUGUUCCUUCCAAAGAUUUCGCACAGAAGCAUUACCAUGAUCUCAAGGAGAGACCUUUCUUCAAUGGCUUGUGUGACUUCCUUAGCUCUGGUCCUGUUAUCGCGAUGGUAUGGGAAGGAGAAGGAGUGAUCAGAUACGGACGUAAACUGAUCGGAGCCACCGAUCCUCAAAAAUCUGAGCCUGGAACAAUCCGAGGAGAUCUUGCGGUGGUUGUUGGGAGGAACAUAAUCCAUGGAAGUGAUGGACCAGAGACUGCAAAAGAUGAGAUCAAUCUGUGGUUUAAGCCUCAAGAACUUGUUUCUUACACCAACAACGCUGAGAAGUGGAUCUAUGGUGACAACUAAUUCUCUCACACACACUCUCUCUCUCUCUCACUCGUCUUUGGUUUCUUUACUUUACCCAAACAAUAAAAUCAAGAAACAGUUAAUUACGGAUACAAAACACAUCCUGGGUUUUGAUUUUCCCGGCGAACUCGGUAAUUAGAGCUGAAGAAAUAAGUAUGGGAUGAUUGAGUUUUGAAAUUCUUGUUUGUACUGUCGUCUUGUUGAACCGUAAUACUAAAUACAAGUGUUGAGAAUUCGACUUUUUAAGUAGAAACAACACAUUUUAUCUAUUAUUUUAUUUUUAAGAUUUCAGCUCUUGGUAACUGUUUGGGCGUAAAAAUUGUGGUAUUUUUAACAAUAAACCAACAUUUUAUUUUAUCGGUAACUCUUUGUAGUAUGAUUGAGAGACAAAUUUGUAUUAGGUAAAUAGAUAUUAC